Molecule: messenger RNA, 1824 nt
Organism: Helobdella robusta
Lineage: Eukaryota; Metazoa; Annelida; Clitellata; Rhynchobdellida; Glossiphoniidae
Exons: 3
Coding region: 1-1824 (607 amino acids)
Biological process (GO): protein monoubiquitination; protein polyubiquitination
Molecular function (GO): ubiquitin protein ligase activity
Source: RefSeq, a predicted model, not a curated record
AUGGAUAUGUCUGCAUCAAGCUCUGAUACCAACGAAUGUUCAAUAUGCCUGUCUGACAUAAAACCACAAACGAAGUCAGUUAUAUCGAAAUGCCUUCACGAGUUUUGCUUCUCAUGCAUUAGAAAGUGGUCUGAGGGGAAUGCAAUUUGUCCUCUGUGUUUGCAAAACUUCACAGAGAUCCUACACAACAUCAGGUCGGAUAAUGACUACGAUACUUACGAAGUAACAAGACCCGCCCUCACAGAGCAAGGAAGUGAUCAUGAUAAAUUUUUCUUUCCAAUGGCCUUAAUCUGCUUGCCCAACAGUCCGCAAAUGAUUGCGUUUAGCUUCAUUUCCUCUUCUGAAAUGGAAGAUGCAUCUGAUGAUGUGUUGCCAGACCCUACGGCUGUCACUCUCCAAAGACAAAACUACGACACACCCGAUGCAACAAGACCCGCUUGUGCUGCAAGGAGAUUAUUUAACAGAAGAGAACGUGGAGAAACUUCAGUAAACUUAGAUGGACCGCCAGUGAACUAUUCAACAUCCAACAUUUCAACAUUAUCCUAUAAUCCAACUUUGAACGGAAGAACAAUCAACAAUUCAAUGUGCAUCAAUACAACAUUAAUUAAUCCAACAUCCAACAGUUUGACAAUCAAUAAUUCAACAUACAACAGUCUAAUAUCAGAUAAUUCAGCAUCCAUCAAUUCAACAUCCAACAAUGCAAUAAUCAACAAUUUAACACACAACAAUCAAAGACUUUAUAUUUCAACAUCCAACAAUCAAACAUUCAAUAAUCCAACACACAACAAUCCAACUUUCAAUAAUUCACCAUUAAACAAUCUAACUUUCUAUAAUUCAACAUACAACAAUCCAACAUUCAACAAUUCAACAUUCAAUAAUUUAGCAUACAACAUUUCAACAUUUGAUAAUUCAACAUCCAACAAUCCAACAUUCAAUAAUUCAACAUCUAACAAUCAAACAUUCAAUAAUUUAACAUACAACAAUUUAACAUUUAAUAAUUCACUACCCAACAAUUCAACAUACAAUAAUCCAACAUCCAUCAAUAAUUCAACAUACAAAAAUCCAACAUUCAACAUUUCAACAUCCAACAAUCCAACUUGCAAUAAUUCACCAUUGAACAAUACAACUUUCGAUAAUUCAACAUACAACAAUCCAACAUCAAAUAAUUCAAUAUACGACAAUUCAACAUUCAAUAAUUUAGCAUACAACAUUUUAACAUUAAAUAAUUCAACAUUCAACAAUUCAACAUCUAACAAUCAAACUUUCAAUAAUUCAAUAUACAACAAUUCAACAUUCAAUAAUUUAGCAUACAACAUUUUAACAUUAAAUAAUUCAACAUUCAACAAUCUAACAUUCAAUAAUUCAACAUCUAACAAUCAAACUUUCAAUAAUUCCACAUACAACAAUCCAACAUCUAACAAUCAAACAAUCCAUAAUUUAACAUUCAACAAUUCAACAUUUAAUAAUUCACUAUCCAACAAUUCAACAUACAAUAAUCCAACAUCCAUCAAUCCAAUACUUGAUAAUUCAACAAACAAAAAUCCAACAUUCAACAUUUCAACAUACAACAAUCCAACAUCCAAUAAUCCAACUUUCAAUAAUUCACCAUUGAACAAUCCAACUUUCUAUAAUUCAACAUACAACAAUCCAACAUCAAAUAAUUCAAUAUACAACAAUUCAACAUUCAAUAAUUCAGCAUACAACAUUUUAACAUUAAAUAAUUCAACAUCCAACAAUCCAACAUUUAUUAAUUCAACAUCUAACAAUCAAACAUUCAAUAAUUCAACAUGUAACAAUCAAACACAGGCCAGCAAACCAAUCUAG